UUUGGUUCUGCAUCAUGCAUCCCAAAGGCUGUAAAAAAUCAGACAGAAAUCAUCCUUUUCAAAGUAAAAAGCAUAAAGGAGUUCAAAAAGAGAGUCAUCAUUACAUUUUAUUAUAUUCGCAGAGAUGUCAGAAUCCAAUCAAACCAGCUGUGAUGGGAGACAAAGGAAUAGUGAUGGAACCUGCAAUGAUCUACAGCCGCCCUCUUCUUCAGUACCACUGAUUGUUGCUGAGCUCUCUGACAGCAGCGUGUACCUGAAGUGUACGUUUGAUGACAGUAGUGGGAACAGCUCUCUGGGAUAUGUAGUGACAUGGUGGCGACUCUCACCCGAGGGCAACAGAGAAGAGCUCAGGAAAGACACUACAAUAGAGACUUUUACUCUCAUCGAGCUGGAUGGGAUCAACCUGCGACUCGGAGACAGGAUCCAUUGCAGUUGCACUAGUUUUUUUCUGGAGUCUCCCAAUAUACAAAGUCUUCCUGUGGAGAGUGAAGAGUUUUAUGCAGGGAUCGAAAUGAAACCACAAGCUGUGUCUAUUUCAGAAGAUGGGAGAGAGUAUAAACUGACAGUGGAGAGCACCGUACCUUUACCAUGUUCCUCAGAGAGAUGCACUUUGCCUUUGCAUCUUGCUACUAGUAGUCAAGUGGCAGAUGAGAAGGACCUGGGUGUUGAUUUGGUCCUAUCCUCCUGUGAGGUUGAGCUGUUUCAAACCCCUUGUCAUAAUGGAUUCUGUAGCCAAGCAUCUGUGCACUACAGCGCAGUGACUGAUAUAUGGAAAGAUGGAGACAGAAGCACAGAAAUACACAUCAAACCUAUAAUCAGCACCAACUUCCUGUGGAAUGGGUACACUCCUCAAAGUGUGCAGAUUCUUGUGAAGGAUAUUCCCUCUGCUCACUGUUACUCUUUUACAGACCCUCACAUCAUUACAUUUGAUGGCAGGAGGUAUGAUAACUACCAGAUAGGCACCUUUGUACUGUACAGGAGCACUGCUCGGCCGUUUGAGGUGCAUGUGCGACAGUGGGAAUGCGCCGGCAUGACCACCCAUCCCACCUCGUGUGUCUGUGGCUUUGCAGCCAUGGACGGUAGUUAUGUGGUCACUUAUGACAUGUGUAAUGGGCUGGUGGGAGAGACAAAACCACGUCUCUCUGUGAAGAACGGAGAUCUGUUAAAGAGUGGCAUCCGUGUAAUUGAGUCCUACCAGGGCCGCAAAGUCACUAUUAUGUUCUUGUAUGGGGCAUUUGUGCGUGCGGAUGUGGCUGACUGGGGAAUGAGUCUGACUGUAAGGGCCCCGGGCUCUGAUCAAGGCCACACUGAAGGCCUGUGUGGAACCUUUGAUGGACAGCCAAUGAAUGACUACCACAAAGAGGGUGGAGAGACUGUGGAGGAUAGCACCUCUUUUAUCAACGCAUGGAGGUUGGCACCCAGUACCAGCUUGUUUGACAAGAUCCUCAUCUAUGAAAGCAACUCCAGUCUCCGCGAGUACUGCCAUUGUCAACAAGAGAAACACCAGUCAACCAGUGGAGCAUCGCCCCAGUCUACCGUUUCCUCCAGGUGUUCUUCCUCUACCCGUGUCCAAUCUCCCUCCAUCAUCCCUACUUUGGAUGUAACAGCUGAGUACAUCAGGUCUAUGCAACUUCAUAGAGAGACGUCCAGGCCCACCCAACACCUUCCAGCUCAGGGAAGCAGAACAAAUGCUCAGAGAUCCCAAAUUCAGAGACGCGUUAUGAAUCCCCAAAGAUCCCAGAGUCAAAGACGUAUUCUAAACCCACAGAGAUCCCAAACUCAGAGACGUGUCACAAACCGAAGCAGACGUCAAGAUGGAUAUUACCACUCCAGAUCAUCUCCACACCAGUCAGACCUGAAGGAGUCAACAUAUAAUUUCCCAGAGGACCAUUCUUCAUCGAAUUCACCUGAACCGCUAGUACCAUCCUGGCCUACUGAGUCAGGCCUGACGGAAUCCGAGGUCUGGCGGCUCUGCGAGGGAACCCUGAGGAACUCCACAGUGGGAUUGGGUUGUGGGCGUCUCCUGGGCGAGAUGCUGGAGCAGGCAUUGAAAAUGUGUGUGAUAGACCAACAACUAAAGGACGAUCAGGCCUGGAUAGGAGCCACUGUGCCCCUCCUGGAGAAUGAGUGUGAGAGGAGGGUGGUAGAGGAUGUUGGCAGGAGAAAGGAGAACCAGGAUGUUCUGGCUUCCCUCAGAUGCCCAGGCCUGUGUAGCGGGAAUGGACAGUGCACAGAGUGGGGCUGCUCGUGCUUCCCUGGAUUUGGCUCAUAUGAUUGCAGCCAGGUGUCUGACGAGACUCCAGAGAUCACAGAACUGGAGAACGGAGGACUGUGUGAUAUCCGUUAUGGCGUCUGUUCCUCUGUUAGGGUUCUUGGUCAAGGCUUUAAAAAGUCCUACAAGCUCAAGUGUGAAGUUGUGAAGGAAAAGAUAGUAAAUGGUGAAUGGUCUUUGGAUGAUGCUCGGCUGGUGCCCGCCUCCUUCCAGAAUUCAUCCUCAUUAGAGUGCCAGCUCCCUGUGGACGACCCACAAUCCUCCACCACUGCACACCAACCAGUCUUGCGCUGGCAAAUCAAAGUGUCUAAUGAUGGACACAGCUUCAGCAAUGCGAAGAUACUGACUCUUUUUGACGGCACAUGUCAGAUUUGUACAGUCAGCACCUCAGUGGUCUGCACCCUAAAGGACAGAACAUGUAACAUUGACGGACUGUGUUAUGAGGAGGGGAAUCACAGCUUGAGCAGCCCGUGUCUGACAUGCAGACCGGAUCUUUCCAAGUAUGGCUGGUCUAUUGCUGAGAAAAAUGAGGCACCGGUGUUUCACGCGGGUCAGCUCAGUCUGAAGACAUUCUAUGGAGAGAAUUUCGUCUAUCAGUUCUCAGCCACUGAUCCAGAGGGCUCUGCAGUUCUCUUCACGCUCAAGUCAGGGCCCAGAGAUGCUGUUCUUUCUCCAGCUGGCCUGCUCAUCUGGAAAGCUCUGUCCACCACACCAAUGACCUUUGAACUGGCUGUAACAGAUGACUGUAAUGCAGAGACACGUGCAGCAGUGAAGGUGUCAGUUCACCCUUGUGACUGUCAGAAUGGAGCUUCCUGUAUGACUAACAUUAACUUCCCCCCGGGAUCUGGUGAAUACCUGUGUGUUUGUCCUGCUGGUCUGGAGGGGGACAGGUGUGAAGUCGAUGUCGACGACUGCAGGUCAAACCCAUGCCUCUCGGGCACAUGUGUGGAUGGACUAAACUCCUUUACCUGCCACUGUCCGGAGGGCUUCACAGGUGUAAUCUGCGAUGAGGACAUUGAUGAAUGUUCAUCAGCUCCAUGUUACCCAGGUGUUUCCUGCAGAAAUACAAUGGGCUCAUUUGUGUGUGGACCCUGUCCUGAAUACCUCACUGGAGAUGGGACGACCUGCAACCAAAAGACAGUGGAUAAAACUGAUGAAGACAGUCAUGAAAUUACCUCAAAAAGUGAGAUUAACCUCGGCUCCUUCAAACCUAAGCUUGUUCCAGGGCAGAGCCCGUGUUCCAGUCGGCCCUGUUAUCCUGGAGUCCAGUGCUUUGAGAGCACAUACACGUCUGCUGGUUAUGUAUGUGGUCCGUGUCCCCCUGGACUCAACGGCAAUGGACAAACAUGCACGUCAAGGACAGCAAACAGGCAGAUAAUAUUGAGGGAGGGUGACAAACUCUCUGAUGUCAUCUCUUUGGCCGCGCCUUCUUCUACAAGGAAGUCAGCGGAACCUUCUAUUGAAGCUGAGAAAUCUCCUCUUAGCAGCAAGAGGACCUCGUCUGUUGAUAGGAAGACCACCACACACACCCUAGACUGGACCAACACGAAAGCAAAAGGCAGCUCAACCAGAGAGCAGCUGAAUGAAGAAGAAUUUAACCCUGAACACGCUGAGGACAACAGAACCUGUGCGGACUCCCCCUGUUUUUCUGGAGUAGCAUGUGAAGCCACAUCCUCUGGUUCCUUCAGAUGUGGAAGCUGCCCACACGGCUAUAGAGGAAAUGGAAUUACCUGCAAACCCAUGUGUCGUUACCCUUGUGGUCAGAAUAUGGAGUGCUCACAGCCCAACACUUGUACCUGUAAAGAGGGUUACACUGGAUACAACUGCCACAUUGCUGUUUGUCGACCAGACUGCAAGAACAAAGGGAAGUGUGUGAAGCCCAAUGUGUGUGAAUGUCCCGCAGGGUACAACGGCCCCACCUGUGAGGAAGCCAGCUGUGAUCCGCCUUGUCAACAUGGUGGCCGCUGUUUGUCCAGAAAUCACUGCACUUGUCCAUAUGGCUACGUGGGACCAAGAUGUGAAACUAUGGUGUGUAACAGACAUUGUGAAAACGGUGGAGAGUGUGUGUCGCCUGAUGUCUGUGAGUGUAAACCUGGCUGGUACGGACCAACAUGUAACUCAGCCGACUGUAAACCUGUGUGUUUAAAUGGAGGGACUUGUAUCAAACCAAACAUCUGCGCUUGUCCUAGUGGCUUCUAUGGUUCACAGUGCCAGAUAGCUCUGUGUAAUCCUCCAUGUAAAAACAGAGGCCAGUGCAUGAGAAACAACGUGUGCUCCUGUCCUGAAGGAUACACUGGGAAGAGAUGCCAGAAAAGUGUGUGUGACCCCAUGUGCAUGAACAACGGAAAAUGUGUCGGUCCAAACACCUGUUCCUGUCCAUCUGGAUGGAGAGGAGGGAUUUGCAACAUCCCGGCAUGCUUACAGAAAUGUAAAAAUGGUGGUGAGUGUGUGGGGCCGAACACCUGCCACUGUCCAGCUGGAUGGGAGGGUCUGCAGUGCCAAACUCCAAUCUGUCAACAAAUGUGCCUCAAUGGGGGGAGAUGUGUUUUCCCAAAUUUCUGCCACUGUCGUCAAGGUUACACUGGACCUUCCUGUGGUACUAAAACAAGGUGAUGAAGAUGUGACAUUGAAGACAACAUUCUGUUUCUCUGUAAUAAAUAAAUGGUGUGUGUGU
Molecule: messenger RNA, 4946 nt
Organism: Ctenopharyngodon idella (grass carp)
Lineage: Eukaryota; Metazoa; Chordata; Actinopteri; Cypriniformes; Xenocyprididae
Product: von Willebrand factor D and EGF domain-containing protein-like
Molecular function (GO): calcium ion binding
Source: RefSeq, a predicted model, not a curated record